AUGAGCAGCAUUUCCGCCACAAUCUGGCGGAGAACCAAUUGGGCCGGCUUCAUUCUCGAGCGACGAAGGCAGAUUCAAUGGGAGCCUGGCUCUACCAACAUCGACCUCUAUGCUGCAGUGCUGGGUGGGUGUGCAGAGUUGCCCAACUUGGACAUGUUCCCGGGGCUCAACACAUCACAGUGGUCCGUGUCGGUGUGGGUCAAGUUCAACAUGAGCACCCCCUCUCAAAAGGAACGAAUUGUGCUCCACAAAGGCGGCAGCUUGCGUCUGCAGCUUGCUGCGAGCUCCAGCACCAGUUGGAAGUAUAGGCUGCUAUGCAAGGUCGUGUUCACGACAUCUGUGGUGACCUCAGCCACCACCGCUUACAACUUCUACAACCAAGACACAAUCUACUGGAAUCACAUCGCAUGCAUCUACAACACCACCCACAUCACCCCAAACACGGAAAUCAUGUACGUGUCACGGAGCAGCGCUGGUAAUAUGCGCGGGUGGGUGGACGAGCUCAAGUUUUACGAUCACGCACUGAGCGCGCAGGAGCUGCAGCUCCUCUACACCGCGUCCGCCAGCAACGACCUCCCCAUCGCUUCUAUUGGCAACAUUACGGAAUUGUCCGUCCCGGCGCCGUCGACGAUCGAAGUGGCUGGCGCGGGUACCGACCAGCGGCAGGCCUACUCCGGCGAUCCCGGCUCGCAGCUGACCUACCAGUGGAGCCUCCUGAGCAGCACGUGCUCGAUCGGAACCUUCUUAGAGCCCUUGGCCCAGACGGCCACGCUCACUACCAACGCCCUCGGUUCGUUCCAGUUGACGCUGUGCGUGGAUGACGGCGAGCUGGUCUCGAGCGUGAGCGUCAAUGCCAAGGCGGUGCCCGGCAGGCCAGUGAUCAGCUUCCAGUCGGUCGGUCCGCUGGUCAGCGUGCCGAGCGGCUCGAUCAAUUUCGCCAUCACCGUCGUGGCAUCGUCGUUGCCUACGCCAAAUUACCAGUGGCAGUACAUGGUGAUGGAGCUGACCAACUCCACCACCAACGACACUCUGGACGACACGAGCGGCACUCCCCUCGACGCCCGAUGGCAAGACGAUUUUGACCAUGUCGGGCAUAGCGACCUGAUUCCUCGCGCCGGCAACGCCACUCUGCAACCGGCGUGGUACAACAUUGAGGGUGCGACUCAAAAUGCGCUGCUGGUCAACGGGACGGAGGAAUUCAACAAUCAGACCUACCGCUGCGUGAUCAGCAAUGCCGUCUCCUACGUCACGAGCGACGAAUUCCUGGUCACCAUCGUGGCCGCGGCACCAUCUCCCUCCGCCGAUUCCAGCGGAGCGGACACGGGUGCGAUCAUCGGAGGAGUGGUUGGCGGUGUGAGCGGCCUGUGCGUGUUCUUGCUGCUCCUGCUGGCUCUGCUCUUCAUUGUCGCCCUCAAGCGGAAGAGCAACCGCCAGAAGAAGCUCAGCCAGCCCGACUACGAGGAGCUGGCCUACGCGGAUGUCGAUGAUGUGGUGAUGACCAGGAAGAUGCAGGAGUACUACUCUCAGCUGGAGCGCCUCAUGUUCGUCGAAGAUGGCCGCCUCGCCACCGCCAUCUUCGAAAUCGCUUCCUCCACCGAUGCCGACAAGGUAUCGAAGGCGCUGAUGCGCGUCUACGAGUUCCAGCAGCGAGGCUACGAGCUCAUCGAGCGCCAGAUCUCCAAGGAGGUCGCGAUGGCGUCGGACGAAGGCACCCUGUUCCGGGCCAACAGCCUGGCGGCCAAGCUGUUCAGCUCCUACGUGCGCAUGAUCGCCAUGCCGUUCACCUGGUUCAUGCUCGUUACCUCGGUCAACUCCAUCAACGACAACGCUGUGGAUUCAUUCGGAGAUGAGGAUGGAAACACGUCGUCGAGCAAGCGGGCGCGGUACAUGGUGGAAGCAGACGACGAUGACUUGCAGAAUGGCCACACGCCCAUGGACGUGUUCCGCGUGUCGUCGAUGGAGAUCGAUCCGCACAAGAUGGGCGAUGCGGCCGACGCCACCAUCAACAGCCUCGAGCUGUGGCUCGUGGCACAGAAGCUCUACAAGUGCAUCGUCGACAGCGAGAAGAUGAUGCCGAUCCAGAUCAAGCAGCUCAUGCGCCACAUCGACGCCGAGGUCGGCGCCAAGUUCGGACCAUCGGCGCAACAGGCCCAGUUCCGGGCCAUCGGCGGCUUCCUGUUCCUUCGCAUGGUGUGCCCUGCCCUCAUGGCGCCCCAAGUGUUCGGCCUGCUCGACGGCCCUCCCCACCCGGUGGCGCAGAGGCAGCUGAUCCUGGUGUCGAAGGUGUUGCAAAACCUGGCCAACGAUACACUGCCGGGCGCCAAGGAGGCCUACAUGGAGCAGCUCAACAGUUUCAUCGUCACCAACAAGCCCAGCCUGGAGCGGUUCUACGAGGCGAUCAUCUCCGGCGCCGACAAGGGCAAGCCCACCGAGAGCGAGGUGCCGCAGAAGGCGCGCCUGAGCGGUCUAGCCGUGCUGCACACAUUCGUGUCGGCGAACCUCGCCGCGAUCGAGAAGCAGCUGGAGAGCGACAGGGCUGGCGACGAGCUCCUCGAAGAGCUCAAGAGCGUGUUGGCCGAACUCAACGAAGACAGUGUCUAA
Messenger RNA from Acanthamoeba castellanii str. Neff, 2601 nucleotides. RefSeq names its product GTPase activation domain containing protein. Gene Ontology annotation, biological process: regulation of GTPase activity. Bases 1 to 2601 code for a protein of 866 amino acids. The transcript is spliced from 13 exons. Lineage: Eukaryota; Discosea; Longamoebia; Acanthamoebidae. The record is from RefSeq and is a predicted model, not a curated record.